Cricetulus griseus (Chinese hamster) is the source of this 969-nucleotide messenger RNA. The record is from RefSeq and is a predicted model, not a curated record. Lineage: Eukaryota; Metazoa; Chordata; Mammalia; Rodentia; Cricetidae.
AUGGAAAUAGGGAUUGCGAAGGUAGCUAAGCAGUGGACAGCGUGCUAUUGUCUGAUCGUGUUCACCAAACUCAUGUUGAAAGUACACUCAAAUGCAAUAGUAUUAAAUGGCCGUGUCUUUAGGGCGUGGUUAGGUCCUGAGGACUCCUCCCUUGCAAACACCUGCAGAUCCCCGUAUGGGGGCAGCACUGUCAUCCCAACACUCAGGAGGCUGAGGCAAAAGAAUCUCUGCGAGAUCCAAGGCCGAGCUACCGCGAGUAGAAGCAUGGAAACCAGAGUAAAUUCUGUAUCACAGGAAGAAAAAAUUCAGCCCCUUUUGCCCCCUUUUUCUGCUGCGAGAGGAGACAACAUGAAUGGCCUUCACCAGUUUAUCUUUAGAAAAGAUAAGGAUGGUUUUCCCGGAAAUGACGCUAGUCCCGCCCUUGAGGAAGUGACAACAGGAGUGCCCUUGACGGGCAGGCUGGCUGGGCUGUGUGUCCCUCCUCUUGAUCUCCUGAGGAGGUUCCUGACCUCGGUCAUCCCCAGGAAGCCCCCUCAGGGUGGGUGGACUUCCCUCACCUCUAGAACCCUACAGACCCCACAGUACAAUCCUGGUGGUCUGACAGAAACAUUCAGCCCAGCCUGAACAUUAUACACCACCAGAGUCUGCUCAGCAACCUUUAAUGUCCAGGAUGGACCCGACUUUCAAGACAGAGUUGUCAACAGUGAGACACCAGUUGUGGAUUUUCAUGCACAGUGGUGUGGUCCCUGUAAAAUCCUAGGACCGCGGUUAGAAAAGAUGGUGGCCAAGCAACACGGGAAGGUGGUGAUGGCCAAGGUGAACACUGACGACCACACGGACCUUGCCAUGUACGAGGUGUCAGCUGUGCCUACAGUGCUGGCCAUCAAGAAUGGGGACGUGGCGGACAAGUUUGUGGGCAUCAAGGAAGAGGACCAGCUGGAAACCUUCCUAAAGAAGCUGAUUGGCUGA